Nymphalis io (European peacock) is the source of this 1517-nucleotide messenger RNA. Its product is annotated as 3-hydroxyacyl-CoA dehydrogenase type-2-like. The record is from RefSeq and is a predicted model, not a curated record. NCBI's taxonomy places the organism in Eukaryota, Metazoa, Arthropoda, Insecta, Lepidoptera, Nymphalidae. Gene Ontology annotation, cellular component: mitochondrion. The coding region runs from base 121 to 891 and encodes 256 amino acids. Gene Ontology annotation, molecular function: estradiol 17-beta-dehydrogenase [NAD(P)+] activity. Gene Ontology annotation, biological process: fatty acid metabolic process; estrogen metabolic process; androgen metabolic process. The transcript is spliced from 5 exons.
UUUUAAAUUGAGGUUAUGCUUAAGAUAGGAUAUUCAAUCUUAAAACUUAUAAGUGAAGAUUACCCUCAACCUAUUUAAUUAUAUACUCAUAAGUAUUAAUUAUAAAAUACCAUAACAAGAAUGCUAAAGGGGCUUGUAAGUUUAGUUACUGGAGGAGCUUCAGGUCUUGGAAAAGCGACUGUGGAAAGGUUGAUUCAAAAUGGGGGCAAGGUUGUUAUAUUGGAUGUUCAAGGUACAAGGGCACAGGAGGUAAAAAAGAAACUCGGGGAUGAUGUUCUUGUUUCUGUUGGUAGCAUAACCUCUGAAGAAGAUGUCAAAAAAGCGUUGGAUUUAGCCAAGGCGAAGUUUGGUAAAUUAGACACAUUAGUCAACUGUGCUGGUCACGCUCAAACAAGUCAGGUGUACAACUUCUUUCAGGACAAGGAAACAGAAAUGGAACAUUUUAUGAAUUGCAUAAAUGUAAAUACAAUAGGCACAUUUAAUGUCAUAAGAUUAGCAGCAGGUCUAAUAGGCAAGAAUGAUCCAACAGAAGAUGGUCAGAGAGGCGUUAUAAUAAACACAGCAUCAACAAUAGCACAUGAGGGUGAUAUAGGUCAAGCAGGUUAUGCUGCAUCAACUGCUGCAAUUGUGGGAAUGACAUUGCCAAUAGCUAGAGAUCUUGCUCCGCAGGGUAUAAGAGUUGUUACUAUAGCACCAGGAUUUUUUGACACUCCCUUAAUAACAUAUUUACCAGAGAAGAUGAUCGAAUUUGUAAAACGAAUGACCCCAUUCCCUUCAAGAUUAGGCAAGCCGGCUGAAUAUGCUCAUCUCGUUACUAGCAUAAUAGAAAAUCCAAUGUUAAAUGGUGAAGUAAUAAGAUUAGAUGGGGCUCAAAGGUGGUUCCCAUUAUAAAUAUGUACAAGAUGUCCGUGUCGAUUCGGUUAUACAUAAUUUUUAAAGCUAGUUGAGGAAUUAUGUUAUUAAACUAAUUGCUCAUCCCGGGGUAAAAUAAAGAAUUUAUUCCGAGAUGUUUUUUUUACCAAUGAAUCAUUAAUAAAAAUUUUUGAACAAUAAGUCAUUAAUAAAAACUAGGAGACGCAGAAAAUUAAGGAUUGUAUAUAAUUUAUGUGAAAACACUUAAAAAAGUCGGUAAAUUAAAAAAAACAUAUUGAAUUCGGUAACAGCGCCAUCUACCAGGACUAAUUAUAUACAGCUAAAAAGCAUUCCGGUGUUAAAAAUGUAUAUUUGAUUAAAAUUGUUCAUGCCGUGUAAGAGGAGACGAUUUAUGAACAAACAGGCACCGGAAAUUUAUUUUAUAUUAUUAUAUAAAGAUGAGCCGUUAGUGCUUAUGAAAUUAUUAUUAUUAAAUUUUCCGGUUUCAUAGCAAUUCUCAAUAACGUAAAAUGAACCGGCGUAUUUAAUAUAUAAUUACUUACCAGGACUUCAAAUAACUUAGAUUUCAAGUUAGUGGUGCUUUGAGAUUUUGUAUAAAAGAUUCGACACUGCUGUAGAUUAAUAAGUUAGAAUGUUUAUUGAAU